This is a messenger RNA of Perca flavescens (yellow perch), 3938 nucleotides long. RefSeq names its product ATPase sarcoplasmic/endoplasmic reticulum Ca2+ transporting 2a (gene atp2a2a). Gene Ontology annotation, molecular function: ATP hydrolysis activity; P-type calcium transporter activity; ATP binding. The transcript has 20 exons. Gene Ontology annotation, cellular component: membrane. Gene Ontology annotation, biological process: calcium ion transport. NCBI's taxonomy places the organism in Eukaryota, Metazoa, Chordata, Actinopteri, Perciformes, Percidae. The coding region runs from base 641 to 3766 and encodes 1041 amino acids. The record is from RefSeq and is a predicted model, not a curated record.
UGAAUGGGAUAUGCGGAUAUGUAUUCCAGUAAAGCAGAGUAGGGUGGGACAUGCCAUCGUACGAAAACGCCAAUUCGCGUCUAGUUUGCUAUUUCGUGUUCGUCUAUCUGUGUUUUUUUCAUGUCUCCCUGGUUUUAACGUAGCUGACACUGUUCGUCCAAUGAUAUUAGUCCACAUGCCGCGCAGGGAAGAGGGGCAGCAGUGAGGCACUUUGAUAAAACCAGAUUGUCAGCACUGUGUGGAGUCACAGACAGCUGCGCAACGGUGAGGUACAGCACGGCAGCACAGAGAACUGGACCGGGUGAAUGCAGUCCUUAACACAGGACACUGCUGCAGACCUUUCUUUUCCCACCUUUUUCGGAGAUAAGAGGACGCUCAAAAUAAUCUUCACCCAGACAGGGAAGAGGAAUUUGGCUCACUACAUUUCUUUUACGUAAUUCGCGUUAAGAAAACCUUAAGAGGGCAGGGGGACACGUUAAACCGCGGUUAAUAGCUAACAGCAUUCACGAGUGUGAAUGCACAGCUCUCAGUUAGCAAACUCCGUAUACAUUUGAAAGUAUUUACAGUUUUAAAUAGCCAAAAGUUACCAUACGGCAGUAUUUUUUUGUAAAGCUGUGUGGGAAGGAGCCGCCUGUCCGCCAUGGAGAACGCUCACACGAAGAGUGUGGAAGAAGUUUACAGUCAUUUCUGCGUCAAUGAAAGCACAGGACUUUCCCUGGACGAGGUGAAACGACAGAAGGAGAAAUGGGGCCUAAACGAGUUACCAGCAGAGAUAGGGAAGUCUUUGUGGGAGCUUGUCCUUGAACAAUUUGAAGAUUUACUUGUUCGAAUUCUUCUGCUGGCCGCAUGCAUAUCUUUUGUCCUGGCCUGGUUUGAGGAGGGAGAGGAAACUAUCACAGCCUUUGUGGAGCCUUUUGUCAUUUUACUCAUUCUUAUAGCCAAUGCCAUCGUCGGUGUGUGGCAGGAACGCAAUGCUGAGGAUGCCAUUGAGGCACUCAAGGAGUAUGAGCCUGAGAUGGGGAAAGUCUACCGGCAAGACAGGAAAACUGUGCAGAGGAUCAAGGCCAGAGACCUUGUGCCGGGUGACAUCGUGGAGGUUGCUGUUGGAGACAAGGUGCCUGCUGACAUCCGUAUCUGUUCAAUCAAAUCAACAACUCUGAGGGUAGACCAGUCCAUUCUGACCGGUGAAUCUAUCUCGGUCAUCAAACAUACCGACCCUGUGCCCGACCCUCGUGCUGUCAAUCAGGACAAGAAGAACAUGCUCUUCUCUGGUACUAACAUUGCAUCUGGAAAGGCUGUGGGUGUGGUCGUGGCCUCGGGUGUUAACACAGAGAUCGGUAAGAUCCGUGACGAGAUGGCGGCCACGGAGCAGGAGAAGACGCCCCUGCAGCAGAAGCUGGAUGAGUUUGGCGAGCAGCUGUCAAAGGUCAUCUCCCUAAUCUGCAUCGCCGUGUGGAUCAUCAACAUCGGCCACUUUAACGACCCCGUCCACGGAGGCUCCUGGAUCCGCGGCGCCGUCUACUACUUCAAGAUCGCCGUGGCACUGGCGGUGGCCGCCAUACCCGAGGGUCUUCCUGCCGUCAUCACCACCUGCCUGGCCCUGGGCACCCGCCGCAUGGCCAAAAAGAACGCCAUCGUCCGCAGCCUGCCAUCCGUGGAGACCUUGGGCUGCACCUCUGUCAUCUGCUCUGACAAGACGGGAACCCUGACCACCAACCAGAUGUCUGUGUGCAGAAUGUUCGUUAUCAACAAAGCUGAAGGUGACAGCUGCGCUCUGUCAGAGUUCACCAUCACAGGUUCUACCUACGCACCUGAGGGAGAAGUGUACCAGGAUGGUAAACCAGUGAAAACCUCCCAGCAUGAUGCCCUGGUUGAACUGGCUACAAUCUGUGCCCUGUGUAAUGACUCCUCUCUGGACUUCAACGAGGUGAAGGGUGUGUACGAGAAGGUGGGUGAGGCCACAGAGACCGCGCUGACCUGUUUGGUGGAGAAGAUGAACGUUUUCGACACCGAAGUCCACAACCUGUCCAAGAUUGACCGAGCUAAUGCCUGCAACUCAGUGAUCAAGCAGCUGAUGAAGAAGGAGGUCACCCUGGAGUUCUCCAGAGACAGGAAGUCCAUGUCCGUCUACUGCACCCCCAACAAGUCUCGUUCUUCCAUGGGCAAGAUGUUUGUCAAGGGGGCCCCAGAGGGAGUUAUUGAGAGGUGCACCCACGUCAGAGUUGGCAACAGCAAAGUUCCCUUAAGCAAAGGAAUCAAGGAAAAGAUCAUGUCUGUGAUCCGUGAGUACGGGACAGGUCGUGACACCCUUAGGUGCCUGGCUCUUGCCACACGAGACAGCCCGCCCAAAAUGGAGGACAUGAUUCUGUCAGACCCUCUCAAAUUCGCGGCGUACGAGUCCGACCUGACCUUCGUCGGCUGUGUCGGCAUGCUGGACCCUCCCAGACAGGAGGUGGCCGCCUCCAUCAAGCUGUGCCGCCAAGCCGGCAUCCGCGUCAUCAUGAUCACAGGGGAUAACAAGGGCACAGCUGUGGCAAUCUGCCGGCGCAUUGGCAUCCUGAGCGAGGAGGAUGAUGUCGAGCAAAUGGCCUUCACAGGGCGGGAGUUUGACGAACUGUCGCCCGCUGCUCAGCGCGAUGCUGUGACUAACGCUCGCUGUUUUGCCCGCGUCGAGCCUUCCCAUAAGUCCAAGAUUGUUGAGAUCCUGCAAGGAUUUGACGAGAUCACUGCUAUGACAGGUGAUGGAGUGAAUGAUGCCCCUGCCUUGAAGAAGGCAGAGAUUGGCAUCUCCAUGGGCUCUGGCACUGCCGUGGCCAAGUCAGCCUCUGAGAUGGUCCUCGCCGACGACAACUUUUCUUCCAUCGUGGCCGCCGUUGAAGAAGGCAGAGCCAUCUACAAUAACAUGAAGCAGUUCAUCAGAUACCUUAUCUCCUCCAACGUGGGGGAGGUCGUCUGCAUCUUCCUUACUGCGGCGCUGGGCUUCCCCGAGGCUCUGAUACCUGUUCAGCUGCUCUGGGUCAACCUGGUGACUGAUGGCCUCCCUGCCACCGCCCUGGGCUUCAACCCCCCAGACCUGGACAUAAUGGAGAAGCCUCCUCGUAAUGCUAAGGAGCCCCUCAUCUCUGGCUGGCUCUUCUUCAGAUACCUGGCCAUUGGAUGCUACGUGGGUGCAGCCACAGUGGGAGCUGCUGCCUGGUGGUUUACUGUCUCGGACGAUGGACCUCAACUCACCCUGUACCAGCUGAGCCACUUCCUCCAGUGCGCCCCUGACAACCCAGACUUUGAUGGCCUGGACUGCCACGUGUUUGAGUCGCCCUACCCAAUGACCAUGGCCCUGUCUGUGCUCGUCACCAUUGAGAUGUGCAAUGCUCUCAACAGUCUGUCGGAGAACCAGUCUCUUCUGCGGAUGCCACCCUGGGAGAACAUUUGGCUCCUGGGGGCCAUCUGCCUCUCCAUGUCCCUCCACUUCCUCAUCCUCUACGUGGAACCUCUGCCUGUCAUCUUCCAGAUCACCCCUCUGGAUACGACCCAGUGGAUGAUGGUGCUGAAGAUCUCGCUGCCCGUCAUCCUGCUGGACGAGCUGCUUAAGUUUGUGGCCAGGAACUACUUGGACUUUGGUAAACAGCUGGAGAAGCCGGCCAGCAAAGGCUGCUCUCUGUCCGCAUGUGCCGAGGGCAUCUCCUGGCCCUUCGUGGCCAUCUCCCUGCCCCUUUUGCUGUGGAUCUACAGCACCGACACUAACGUGUCUGCCAUGUUGUGGCCCUGACUGACUCCAGCACACUACCCUCCCCGUGCACCAGUGUGAAGUGGACAUUAACACACACAUCUAACACAGUUACAUUAACUCGGAGCAACUUCCAGUCAACACUUGCACCUGCUCUGACAGCCUGUCUGCUGUCAGAUCUUUUGUAUUUAGGACAUUUUCACCGAUACAUAUU